AUGCCGAAAAAUAGCAAGGUGGCAAAAAGAGAACUAGAUGAUGAUGUCAUCGAAUCUGUCAAAGAUCUCCUUUCUAACGAAGAUUCUGCUGAUGAUGCCUUUAAGAAGAGUGAACUAAUUGUUGAUGAUCCAGAAGAAAAAGACACUGAUGUUGAAAAAGGCUCUGAUGUGGACCGUGAAAGGCCGGCUUGGAACAGCAAGCUGCAGUACAUCUUGGCCCAGGUUGGAUUUUCUGUCGGUUUAGGGAAUGUGUGGAGAUUUCCAUACCUGUGCCAGAAGAAUGGAGGAGGUGCAUAUCUUGUGCCAUAUUUAAUAUUGCUGCUGGUAAUAGGCAUCCCACUUUUUUUCCUGGAACUCGCUGUUGGACAGCGAAUCCGAAGAGGGAGCAUUGGUGUGUGGAAUUACAUCAGCCCUAAACUAGGCGGGAUUGGAUUCGCAAGUUGUGUAGUGUGUUUCUUUGUGGCCCUCUACUACAAUGUUAUCAUUGGCUGGAGCUUAUUCUAUUUUUCACAAUCUUUUCAGCAGCCUCUUCCAUGGGAUCAGUGCCCUCUGGUGAAAAAUACUUCUCACACUUUUGUGGAGCCAGAAUGUGAAAGGAGUUCUGCCACGACCUAUUACUGGUAUAGAGAAGCCUUGAAUAUUUCUGACUCCAUCUCAGAGAGCGGGGGCCUCAACUGGAAGAUGACAGUCUGCUUACUGUCUGCCUGGGUCUUGGUUUGCUUAGCAAUGAUCAAAGGCAUUCAGUCUUCAGGCAAAAUCAUGUAUUUUAGUUCACUUUUUCCAUAUGUGGUACUCAUAUGCUUUCUAAUCAGAGCCCUGCUUUUAAAUGGUUCAAUUGAUGGCAUCCGUCAUAUGUUUACCCCUAAGCUUGAAAUAAUGUUGGAGCCCAAGGUCUGGAGAGAAGCUGCUACUCAGGUGUUUUUUGCCUUAGGACUGGGGUUUGGUGGAGUCAUCGCCUUUUCAAGUUACAACAAGAGAGACAACAACUGUCAUUUUGAUGCUGUCCUGGUGUCCUUCAUCAAUUUUUUCACUUCGGUCCUGGCCACAUUGGUAGUGUUUGCUGUUCUGGGCUUCAAAGCAAACAUCGUAAAUGAGAAAUGCGUUAGCCAAAAUUCUGAGAUGAUUGUUAAGCUUCUGAAAAUGGGCAAUAUUAGCCAAGAUAUCAUUCCUCAUCACAUCAACUUAUCAGCUAUAACCGCUCAAGAUUAUCAUUUAGUUUAUGACAUCAUUGAGAAGGUGAAGGAAGAGGAAUUUCCUGCCCUUCAUCUCAACCCAUGUCAAAUUGAAGAUGAGCUUGAUAAAGCCGUACAGGGGACGGGGUUAGCUUUUAUUGCUUUCACUGAAGCAAUGACCCAUUUCCCUGCCUCUCCCUUCUGGUCGGUGAUGUUCUUCCUCAUGCUCAUAAACUUAGGACUUGGCAGUAUGUUUGGGACCAUCGAAGGAAUCAUAACACCGAUUGUCGAUACCUUUAAAGUCAGGAAGGAGAUACUUACUGUUGUCUGUUGUCUUCUGGCAUUUUCUAUUGGCCUGAUAUUUGUGCAACGUUCUGGAAAUUAUUUUGUCACAAUGUUCGAUGACUAUUCUGCUACUUUGCCUCUGUUAAUUGUGGUCAUUUUGGAGAAUAUUGCGGUGUCGACUAUUUAUGGCAUAGACAAGUUCAUGGAAGAUCUGAAGGAUAUGCUGGGCUUUGCUCCUAACAGAUAUUACUACUACAUGUGGAAAUAUGUGUCUCCCCUAGUGCUCUUGUCGUUACUGAUUGCCAGCACGGUUCAAAUUGGAUUAAGUCGACCUGGCUAUAAUGCGUGGAUAGAAGAUAAGGCUGCUGAAGAAUUUUUGAGCUUUCCAACUUGGGGCCUGGCGCUCUGUAUAAGUCUGAUGGUCUUAGCGAUACUUCCUGUCCCAGUUGUCUUCAUCAUCCGCUGCUGCAACCUUAUUGAUGACAGUUCUGGCAAUUUAGCAUCUGUGACCUAUAAGAGAGGACGGAUCAUUAAAGAACCUUCUAAUUUAGAAGGAGAUGAUGCCAGCCUCAUUCAUGGAAAGAUAGCAAGUGAGGUGCCUUCUCCAAAUUUUGGUAAAAAUAUUUAUCGAAAGCAGAGUGGUUCUCCAACUCUUGAUACAGCUCCCAAUGGACGGUAUGGAAUAGGGUACUUAAUGGCAGAUAUGCCCGACAUGCCAGAAUCCGACUUAUAG
This is a messenger RNA of Vombatus ursinus (common wombat), 2190 nucleotides long. RefSeq names its product solute carrier family 6 member 15 (gene SLC6A15). The transcript has 11 exons. Gene Ontology annotation, cellular component: plasma membrane. The coding region runs from base 1 to 2190 and encodes 729 amino acids. Gene Ontology annotation, molecular function: proline:sodium symporter activity. Gene Ontology annotation, biological process: sodium ion transmembrane transport; L-leucine transport. NCBI's taxonomy places the organism in Eukaryota, Metazoa, Chordata, Mammalia, Diprotodontia, Vombatidae. The record is from RefSeq and is a predicted model, not a curated record.